GCUUGUCACUCGCGAGCGUGUUGCCGGUGCGGCAACAUCGAGUGCGUCCUCCUUUGACCUGGCCGCGCUUACGAUCCCCGAGUUUGUUCCACUCGAGAGAAUUGCUGGGAACCACCACGAACUAUUACAAUAUAUACGAGGGACAUGAGGAAGAACAAUUAGUUCCUAUAAAUUUUUAUCCGCGAAGAUCCAAGAGUGGUAAAGAUCUAAAGUGGUGGAGAACGAAUUAUCAAUCAGUGAUCGUAGUUAACGAAAGAAAAGUGCACGUGAGCGUCACAUUGUGCGCAGAGCAUGUUCUAAGAAUUAUCACUUUUUGUUUUGUCGUAUCAUUUUUUUCUUCAUUUCGGUGAAACAAAGAGACCGAGAAUGGCAAACGAGACGUUGGCGCGCGAAGUGGACGCGCACAUUGUGACUAUUCUAUCGAGGCUAUCGGCCUUCCGAGAGAACAAUGCCGAUGUGACUGACAGAAAGGCACCCAUGUCCGUCGAGGCACGCAGUUUAGAGCUAUGGCGAGCGGUGGCCAUCGAAUGCUUAGCCACAUUCCUCUUCAGCCUCAUAGUGGCUGGUGCGGCCGCCGCCUCCGCUGUAUCCGGAAGCGGCCUCUCUGCGUUAGCCACCGCUGUAGCUUCCGGUUUCGCUAUCGCUGCGAUCUCCCUCAUCUUCAGCCACAUAAGCGGUGGACACGUGAAUCCAGCGGUUUCGGUAUCGUUUGCUUUGUGCAGACGGAUUUCCCCACUUCGUGCUGUACUGUACGUGGCGGCACAAUGCGGUGGCGGCAUAGCUGGGGCGGCGAUGCUUUAUGGAGUAACUACACCUUCGAGCACGCAGACUCUGACGUCCCCUGGUCGAUUAGGAGGUCCAGUCGAGAGGCUUCUAAUCGAAGUAGCACUAUCAGUAUUUAUUGUGCUAGCGCAUUUCACUGUAGACUCACCUAGAUCACUGCCACCUACGAUUUCUUCGAAAGCUUCCGCAGUUUUGGCUGCAGCCUAUACAGCAGCUACUCUCGUUUUUAGUCCUUUCCUGAAUCCAGCCCGCGCGUUGGGUCCGGCGUUCGUGAUGAAUCGCUGGGACAAUCACUGGGUGUACUGGGUUGGCCCGCUGUCGGGAGGUGCUAUAGCAGCUCUGCUGCACGAAUACGUCCUGAGUUCCAGGAAGACGAAGGACUCGCGCGAUUUAGAUGACGGCGACAAUUCGUCCAUGAGAUCCGACGAAGACACGUACGACGAUCUGGAUAAACCAAACGGGCCCAAGUUCCCCAGCGCGUACGCAACUUAUCGUCCAGUCGCCGGCGCAUCCUCGUCGAUCUACAGUGCACCGCCAUCCGCGUUGGAGCGUGUCGAGUCGAUUUAUGGUGGUACCAAGUCGCUCUACUGCAAAUCACCGCCGUUGACACGCGCUAAUCUGAACCGUUCACAAAGCGUUUACGCGAAAUCGACGUCGGGGCCGCGGGAUGGUUUGAUGAUCCCGAAACCGGGCCCACUGGUGCCAGCACAGAGUCUGUAUCCAAUCAGAUUAGGUCAGAAUAGCUGUCAAAACGGUAAUCGUGAGAUCCAGUCCGGACAGCCACUCGGCGGUCCACCGAGCCAAUCGGCACAGAAUCACAACAGCACCAAUCAGAACAUGCAGAAUCAACUGCAACAAUGCACGCAGAGCAUCUACGGCAUCCGCGGGAUCUCCACGGGUCUCAGCACUCGGGAGAACGGUAUUUAUGGAGUUUCUACCGGAUCCACCAUCUACGGUCGUGCACCCGCACCACCGCCUAGCAGCCAAAAUUCGCAGCAGUCCGGGCAGAGUGGCCAGUCCUCGAUACAAAAUCAUCCACCACCGCAGCCUCCAUCGCAGCAGCAGCAGCAGCAGCAGCAGCAGCAGCAGCAGCAACUUCAGAACGGACCAUUAUCGAGCAAUUCGGAUAAUGGGGCCCCCAGGCGGCCCGAGAGCAUGUAUGGCCAUGUGUCGAGACGCAGUGAUGAUUCCGCGUAUGGUAGUUACCAGAGUUCCACGCGAGGAAAUUACGGCAAGGUACCUGGACCUCCGGGCCCACCCAAUGGACCUCCACAAUACCGCGAUCAGGGAAGACCGAGUACAGCCGGGCCUCUUCAGCAAAGUCAAAGCGUGCAGAGUAACUUCCAAAGAAACUCGCCGAACCCUCAAUAUUAAUUAACUAUGAACCGAACAGAUUACCAUGGUUCAUGCGAUCAGCAAAUCAUUUUACCUUUGUACGCUGUCAAAACAGCUUUUUAAUGAAUGUUUUAGGAAUCUCGUGGUCCAGUAAGAAUUUCCUUUUCUUUAAAUAUGAUUGACUUGGAAUAAAGUUCGUCCUAUUUCUAAGAUACUUUACAUCCGCAAUGGCAAAUUCUAUGAAAUCCAACUUUGUGUCUGAGAAUUUUGUUUCGUUCGGUGAAAUGUGAAAAUAAUAUGAUUAUAUAAUAUGAUGGACCAAUAUUAUUAUUAUUAGUCGUAUUAAUAAAUCUUGGAACUUGUAAAUAUGUGUCACAGUAACGUAUACACUGUGUGUUUCCGCACGAUAUGCAUGUUGAAAGGAAAAGAGUCAUACGGUUUGAUCGAGGAACUUUCUUAUGUUUUAUAAUGUCAGAUUAGGUACGUAGCUAUUGUAUAACGAAAGUAAAUAAAACUUGGAAGAAACGAAAUUAAGAAAUAUACA
This is a messenger RNA of Acromyrmex echinatior (Panamanian leafcutter ant), 2662 nucleotides long. It is a transcript of the gene bib, whose product is annotated as MIP channel family protein big brain. Gene Ontology annotation, biological process: transmembrane transport; water transport. The record is from RefSeq and is a predicted model, not a curated record. Gene Ontology annotation, cellular component: plasma membrane. Gene Ontology annotation, molecular function: water channel activity. Lineage: Eukaryota; Metazoa; Arthropoda; Insecta; Hymenoptera; Formicidae.